Coniophora puteana RWD-64-598 SS2 is the source of this 954-nucleotide messenger RNA. RefSeq names its product intradiol ring-cleavage dioxygenase. Lineage: Eukaryota; Fungi; Basidiomycota; Agaricomycetes; Boletales; Coniophoraceae. The record is from RefSeq and is a predicted model, not a curated record. The transcript is spliced from 6 exons. Gene Ontology annotation, biological process: catechol-containing compound metabolic process. Gene Ontology annotation, molecular function: ferric iron binding; catechol 1,2-dioxygenase activity. The coding region runs from base 1 to 954 and encodes 317 amino acids.
AUGCUUUCCGGAGUUCAAUACAACGGCAUCGACCCUCCGCCUUUCGAAUUGCCCUUCGUCAACAACCCCGAUGUGGCCACCGAGAAUACGCUCAAGCUCAUGGAACAAACACCCGACGCGCGCAAGCGUCUCAUUUUUACGUCACUCACCCGUCACCUCCAUGCAUUUAUGAAGGAGACUAAGAUUACGAUGGACGAGUGGGAAGCCUCGCUCGCAUUCCUGAACCGCGCGGGCAAGCUAAGCGACCGUGGCGAGCCGGAGAUCAUCAUGGCCCUCUUCGGCGUGCACCCGCUUCUGGAGGCCAUGAACAAUACGUCACAGCCCAACAUCACCGAGAGUGCCCCGCUCGGUCCGUUCUUCAGCGAGCAUACCCAGGAAGUCUCAAACGGAAACUCCAUCGCUUCGGAAGGAAAAGGUGAAUACAUGUACGUCGAAGGACGCGUGCUCGAUACCGAAGGAAAUCCCGUUGCGAAUGCCGUUAUCGAUGCAUGGGAGGCUGAUGAUACCGGACACUAUGACCUUCAAUACGCUGGCCAAACGCCCGACUGCCGCGGUCGUCUUCGCACAGAUCCCGAGGGCAAAUUCAGCUUCCGCGCAAUCGUCCCUCUCGCCUACCCUGCCACGGCCGACGGACCAGCGGGAGACCUGCUCCUCGCGAUGAAUCGCCACAAUAUGCGCCCCGCGCAUCUGCACAUGGUCUUCGACGCGCCGGGCUACGACAAGCUGACCACCCAACUGUACUUCCGCGGAGAUAAAUGGCUGUCAACCGACAUCGCUUUGGGGGUCAAGGAAAGCUUAGUAGUUGAUCUGGAGCAGGUGGAUGACAUUGAGCGCGCAAGGGCCCUUGGCUUCGGGCGCCCCGAGCGAGGGUUCAAGUUGCUCAAGAAAGAUAUCUUUUUACGCAAAAGCUCGGAUGCGGAAGGGAGGCCUGGCUAUGAAACUACUUCCGUCUGA